Messenger RNA from Psylliodes chrysocephalus, 1950 nucleotides. Lineage: Eukaryota; Metazoa; Arthropoda; Insecta; Coleoptera; Chrysomelidae. The record is from the annotation of a GenBank genome assembly.
UAGUUUUGAAGUUAUUUUAAAUAGUUUGAUGACCGUCAUUUCAUUUUUAAAUAUUUUAGAUAUAAUAUUCAUUAUCUGUAUCGUAAUGAUAUUCAUUGGAUAUUUCUAAUGAUAUUCAAGCAUACGAAACACGUCUAUGAUGCUAACGUUUUUUCUGAUCAGUACCUGUAGUGAUAGGUACGCCCAGUCGGACUCGGAUUCCAUCGGCCUCAGCAGAGGUGAAGAAGAAACAGACGCCGAUCCUGAUAUCUACAUUGAAUCUACUCCUCUUUUGCCGCCCUCGUCGAGCAACCACUGCGUCGGUGACGGUUCGCCCUCUAAAACUUUCUACUCUGGAGGCGGUAGCGAAAGCCAGCCGGAAGGAGCUAAGAGCAGGAAACCACGCAGGAGGCGAACGGCGUUCACGCACGCGCAAUUGGCGUAUUUAGAGCGAAAAUUUAGAUGUCAAAAGUACUUGUCGGUGGCUGACAGGAGUGACGUGGCGGAUGCGCUGAAUUUGAGCGAGACGCAGGUGAAGACGUGGUACCAAAACAGAAGAACUAAAUGGAAACGUCAAAACCAACUUCGCCUGGAACAGCUUCGUCAUCAAGCUUCAGUAGAAAAAGAACUCCUCAACAGUGCCGGUAUACGAAAAAGUAGCGGAGACUCUCCUCCAUGUUGCCCUCCAAAUGGAAUGCCCAGAUAUACCACUCAAUCCCCAUGCAGCUUUUUGAAUUCAGCAGCUGCGGCCAUUUUCCAUAAUGUCACUUACGUCCACGGAUGCCAGCUUUAAUAAACAAUAUUUUUUCUUGCAUAUACAUAUACAAUUUAAUGUUUUAUUUUUGUAGAUAAACCAAUUCUAGUCAUUACCAAUGAAGUGGAGAAGAGUAGAAUGAUAACUGUCAAGAGUAGAAUGAUAACUGUCAAUGAAAAAGUAUAGACACUAUACACAAUUUCAUUUUGCACAUUUUCUAAACAAGAUUCAGGAUGGUUUAACAUUUUUUGCAACAAUUAUAAAAUAGUGCAUCGAAAAAUAAUUAACAAGUAUAAUUUAAUACUAAAUCGAAAUCAAAGCAAAAAAAUCACAAAUAUAAGCAAUAUAACAAAGAAUUGACGCCAAAAAAGCUUACAACAGCCACAACACAUACAAAAAACAGCUGAACAUGAACAUAAUCGCUGAACAAAGCCAAGCCUGGAAUUUGUUUACAGUGCUUUAGGAUAACCUCUCCUUGUAAUUUACGUGUCUAAGAGUGGAAGGUUGAAUCAUGCAUAAUUUCUACACUCGUUUAAAAUGUUUUUAGGAUUUUCUUUUUUUGUCAAAAAUGUAUAUAUCACAACUUACCUAAUUUAGCUUUAAUCUUAAAAUGUCAAACUCAAUCGUAUCAAAUUCACUUGAAAUGAAACAUCAGUAUAAUGUUCAAUCUUUUUUUGAAAUAUAUUUAAACUGUUACUGUCACAACUGUGCAUUGCCAAUUGGCAAUUUGCCGCAGUACAAAAUAAUUUACAAAGCUCUUUAUUAGAUUAAUAGCUCUAGAUUUAGUAUAAUAUUCAACUCGUGAACAAUUGCUAUUACCCACUCAGAAUAUUUUCGAAUGCUUUAUUAACGUCAGUAAAUAAUCAUUUUAUUCUUCUACAGUUUGUACAUUACGAUUAUAUUUUAUGAACAUUAAACUCUCUUUGAUAAUAGUUACUGCCAUUUUCACCCUUCUAAGCAUUCCUCUGCCCUGGCCCUGAAGCUCCAUGUACUUACUGUACCCAAAUGGUUGUCCUACUAGUUCCCAUUUAUUUAGUUCAUGAAGUUCACCCGAGCCGGAACUCACACUGCUUAACGGUUGUUGGUAUUUGAAUUCAUUUCAAAGUUAGAUAACAACCCGGAAAAUUCACAGAUUUUUUUACACUAUUGUCUUGGUUAUAUUUUUUUGUUAUAUUUCUCUAUAAUUUAUAUUUUUUAUUAAUUUCUGUUAAUUUAAG